Molecule: messenger RNA, 699 nt
Organism: Suillus fuscotomentosus
Lineage: Eukaryota; Fungi; Basidiomycota; Agaricomycetes; Boletales; Suillaceae
Product: ribosomal protein S5 domain 2-type protein
Exons: 4
Coding region: 1-699 (232 amino acids)
Biological process (GO): translational elongation
Cellular component (GO): cytosol; ribonucleoprotein complex
Molecular function (GO): ribosome binding; GTP binding; GTPase activity
Source: RefSeq, a predicted model, not a curated record
AUGAUGGUCAUGAAGUUCUCUGUCGUGUCUCCUGUCGUAAUACAGGAUCUCCAAGAAGACCACACUAGUGUUCUUCUCAAGGUAUCUGACCCUGUCAUCGAUGGCUAUCAUACAACUGUCAAGGCUGAGUCCACAAUCACAACCUUGUCCAAGUCGCAGAAUAAACACAGCCAUCUCUACACCAAGGCAAUGCCUUUCAAUAAGGAACUCACCAAGGAAAUCAAGGCUGGUACUACCAACUCCCGUGACAAUGUCAUCAAUGCAAGGAAGAUCUGGUGUUUCAGUCCCGAUACCACUGGCCCCAACUUGCUCGUUGAUGUUACCAAUGGUGUGCAGUACCUUAACAAAAUCAAGGACUCUACCUUCCAGUGGGCAACCAAGGAAGGUGUCUGUGCUGAGGAGAACAUGCGUGGUAUCUGUUUCAAUGCCCUUGAUCUGCACGCUGAUGCUAUCCAUCAUGGCGGUGGACAAAUCAUUCCUACGUGCCAUCAUGUCUGCUAUGCUGCAUGUUCGCUUGCUACCCCUGGUCCCCAGGAGCUGGUGUAUCUUGGUACAUCCUGGUCACCUCGUAAUUUUACAGGAAUGCCCAUGUUCACCAUCAAGGUGUACCUCUUUGUCAUAGAGUCCUUCAGCUUCAACAGUGAUCUCCGCUUGCAGACAGCUGGUCAAGCCUUCCCCCAGAGUGCGUUUGACCACUAG